UGUCACUUGUCAGUGUUAGUUUUUUAUUUACUAUUUUAUACAAUUUUAAAACAAUAUUUCUUCACAUAAAAUGUUCAUAUGCUUAUUUAAUUCAUAAUUAUUAUUCCAAUAUUUUUGUUUUAUUGGUUUUUAUAAUUUAAAAUGUCAAUAGUUGUCACUAAAGCAGCUUUAGCUUUGAAAAAUGCGGAGAAUAAUUUUCAAUUCGUCAAGUUUGAAUCAUACAAACCUAAAAAGAGAGAAUCUACUUCACAUGACCAAAAUAUUGAGAAAAAGGCACAAUUAAGUCGGAAGUCAAAGAAAGAUUUAGAUCUCAAGCAAAUAAGACAUGAAGUGGUUAAAUUCGGAAUGUCAGGAUUUGAUUCGACUAAGAAAGAGGAGGCAAAAAUUGCCCUAGCCGUAAGUUUAGGUGCCAAACCACCUAAAAGGAAAUACAUAAAUUAUAAAGAGUUGAUGCAGAAACGAAAACUAGAGAAAGAACAAGAGAAGAAUGAGAGACAGCAGAUGAUCUCUAAAAGUUUGUUGAAGACUGGUGGCAAGAAGAAGAAACCUAAUAAUGAUGUUGGUCACUUUUUGAGUGGAUAUGGAAAGGUGCAGAAGAAAGAUUUAAAAAAAGAUGACAAUAGUAAUAAAAAGAAAAGUAAGAAGAAAUGAAAUAUGUUAAUUAAAUAAUUAA
Messenger RNA from Achroia grisella, 673 nucleotides. RefSeq lists its product as uncharacterized. The transcript is spliced from 3 exons. NCBI's taxonomy places the organism in Eukaryota, Metazoa, Arthropoda, Insecta, Lepidoptera, Pyralidae. The coding region runs from base 142 to 651 and encodes 169 amino acids. The record is from RefSeq and is a predicted model, not a curated record.